GUGAACCGGAUCGUUCGAGCCGUGAAUCACUCGGCCGAGUUACCGGUCCCGUUCUGGAAACCUCCCCGGUAAGUAAACGUUUCAAAGGCAUCCGAUGGCUAACCAAACGCGUAUCAGACCGCAGGGAAAUCGGUAAAGUGUGCUCUGAGAAUUUCACCAGAAGCUGAGAAAAUGUUGCUGGCGGUCCUGUUCGCCAAUUCUGAGGGCAACAUCUUGGUUGAACGUUUUAAUGGAGUUCCAGCUGAGGAGCGGCUACAUUGGCGAUCUUUUCUAGUCAAGCUAGGUGCAGAAAAUCUUAAAGGUGUAAAAAAUGAAGAGCUUCUUGUUGCUUGCCAUAAAUCAGUUUAUAUUGUUUACACAGUGCUUGGAGAUGUCAGUGUUUUUGUUGUUGGCAAGGAUGAGUAUGAUGAACUUUUGUUGGCAGAAAUAAUCUAUGUUAUAACCUCUGCCGUGAAGGAUGCUUGUGGAAAACCUCCAACUGAGCGAAUUUUCUUGGACAAGUAUGGAAAGAUAUGCUUGUGUCUUGAUGAAGUUGUUUGGAAGGGAAUGCUGGAGAACACUGAUAGAGACAGGAUCAAGAGACUGGUACGGCUAAAACCUCCGACUGAUUUCUGAGCUGGGAAGUCAUUGCCCCAGAAUAUUGAGGAUGGAGAUCACAUUGCGAGGCACUUCACAAUUCGAUGCAUUUGCAUUUCAUGCUCUAUGGCGACUUCAUUUGCGUUUAGCGCAAUUUUAGAUGAUAUUUUGUAGUUUGUCUUGGUGGGACUGUGGGUUGGCAAAAUUUGUUGGAUCAUUAUGUGCAAAUGAUCCUCAGCAUGCCCUUACAAAUGUUGCUGCAGCCUUUUAAAUUUGAUGGAACUUUUAUUCUUCUAGUGUGAACUUGGAUGGAAUAUGACUCACACCAAAGGAAACUAAAAUGAAUUUUUAUUUUUCUAGUUUCAA
This is a messenger RNA of Malania oleifera, 942 nucleotides long. RefSeq lists its product as uncharacterized. The transcript has 5 exons. Gene Ontology annotation, biological process: intracellular protein transport; intra-Golgi vesicle-mediated transport; retrograde vesicle-mediated transport, Golgi to endoplasmic reticulum. NCBI's taxonomy places the organism in Eukaryota, Viridiplantae, Streptophyta, Magnoliopsida, Santalales, Ximeniaceae. Gene Ontology annotation, cellular component: COPI vesicle coat. The coding region runs from base 172 to 615 and encodes 147 amino acids. The record is from RefSeq and is a predicted model, not a curated record.